AUGUAUCACUGUAUUGGAGUUCUGACUGAUGAAGUGACAGUACUAAAGCACAAGAGUUCUACAGUUCAUACACUGAAACACUCCCAGGAGGAAUUAGUUAAAGAUUCAGAACAACAAAACCUCAAGCUUGACGAGCUCAGGACUAAAAUCUCUAUCAACACAGAUGAUAAUCUAGUACUACGAGAAAAGAUGUUAUCGAAUGAUCAUAAUAUCAAAACAAUCGAUGGAACUUUGGUUGACUUAAGAAGAAAUUUGUCGUCUCAAAAACAAUUAGUAGAGUCAAAUGUAGAAUAUAUUACGGUAAUGCGGAGACACGAAAUGCAAAUGGAAAAAUCUAUUAUUAGAACGAAAACUGAAAAUAAACAACAAAUUGUAAGGCUUCAAUCUGAUCUAAUAGGUGUACGAGAAGCACAUGAAGAAACUAAGGCACACAUUAACCAAUCAAUAAUGGUAUUUAAAAAAAAUGUGUCAUUUUUACAAAAGAACGCAGACUUAUACGGAAUGACUAUUACAGCAAUACAGAGACACGCACUACAAAUGGACGAAUCUAUUAUCAAAAUGAAAACUGAAAAUAAAGCACAAAUUGAGGACUUGAAAAAGACUUUUGCAUGGCUUCAAUCUGAUCAUAAUGGUGUAAAAGACGUACAAGUAGAAACUAAGACACAACUGAUUCAAACAAAAAUGCUCUUAAGAAACGAAUUGUUGUCUUUACAAAAAAAGGUAGAAUCAACCGAAGUGAAUAUAAAGGCAAUAGAGAAAGACAAUUUACAAAGAAAAAGAACAAUUUUAGAAAUGAAAACCGAAACUAAAGAACAAUUUGAAGACGUGAAAAAGACUUUUGCAAGGCUUCAAUCUGAUCAUAAUGGUGCUAAAGACGUACAAGUAGAAACAAAUAAACAACUGAUUCAAACACAACUUCUCUUAAGGAAUGAGUUGUUGUCUUUACAAAAAAGGGUAGAAUUUACAGAAGUGAAUAUUAAGACAAUAGAGAAAGACAAUUUACAAAGAGAAAGAACAAUUAUGAGAGAUUUGAAUGAUAUAUAUAAAGAACUGGCGAAAGAACUUAAAGAUACCUUUAAACAAAUAAUUGAGCAAGUUACUAAUGUUUAUACAGUGACCCAUCGUAUUAAUGCUCGAAUAGAAAAAUUGGAAGCAAAUCGUUCCCAUGAUACCGGCAUUGUAUGGCUUAUCAAAGAAGGAAUAAAAACGCUUGAAGAAGCAGAACAACAGAAGUUGAAGCUUGACGAGCUCCGGAACAAAGUCUCUGCCAUCACAGAUGAUAAUCUAAAAACACGAGAUAAGAUAUUAUCGAAUCAUCAUAAUAUCAAAACAAUCGAUGAAACUUGUGUGGACUUACGAAAAAAAGUGUCGUCUCUACAAAACAUAGGAGAAUCAAAUGUAGAAUAUAUUACGGUAAUGCGGAGACACGAAAUGCAAAUGGAAAAAUCGAUUAUUAUAACGAAAACCGAACAUAAACAACAAAUUGAAGAUCUGAAUGAGACAAUUGCAAGGCUUCAUUCCGAUUUGAUUGGUGUAAAAAACGAACAUGUAGAAAGUAAGGCACAACUUAACAAAUCAAUAAUGUUACAAAACAAAAUAGACUUAUACGAAGUGACUAGUAUGGCAAUGCAAAGAAACGCACAACAAACAGACAAAUCUAUUAUUGAAUUGAAAACCAAACAUUUUGUACAAACUGAAGACUUGAAAAAGACAAUUUCAAGGCUUCAAUCUGAUCAUAAUAAUGUAAAAUACGCACACGUCGAAACUAAGGAUCAACUGAUUCAAACAAAAAUGCUCUCAAGGAAUGAAUUGCUGUCUUUACAAAGACAGGUAGAAGCAACUGAGGUUGAUAUCAAGGUAAUAGAGAAAGAAAACUUACAAAGAGAAAGAACAAUUGUAGAAAUGAAAACUGAAAAUAUGAGAGAAUCGAAAGAGAUGUAUAACAGACUUCAAUCUAAUCGUAUUGUUGUCAAAGGCGAACACGAAGUAACUAAGAAACCUCUGAAAGAUACCUUUGGAAUAAUAAAUGAUGAAAUUAAGACGGUUGAUAGAGUUAAUGAUUACAUAAAUGAUAGGAUAUAUAAAUUGGAAGCACGUCAAAAGGAUAAAGACAUUGAACAUGUUGUAUGGCUAAUCAAAACAGGAAUAUCAAUUAUUGCAAAUAUAUUAUGGAACACUUUUUUUUCGGAGGACAUAUUUAGUAAAAUGUGA
Molecule: messenger RNA, 2211 nt
Organism: Mytilus trossulus (common blue mussel)
Lineage: Eukaryota; Metazoa; Mollusca; Bivalvia; Mytilida; Mytilidae
Product: putative leucine-rich repeat-containing protein DDB_G0290503
Exons: 3
Coding region: 1-2211 (736 amino acids)
Source: RefSeq, a predicted model, not a curated record